AUGACAAUAUCUAUGAUGAAGAGUUUCAUUGUUUUUUAUGCAAAUGACGAUAUACAUGAAUUUACCCCACAGGAAUCCAAGACAGGCACGAGGAGAAAGUUGUCUGUCCGCAAAAGCCGUUCUAGACGCGGCACCAAACAAACAGUUGCAAGAGAAAAUUUAGCAGGAAGCAAUGCUGCACCAUUGGUAGUCCCAGAUUCUGAUGAUGAUGACGACGUGUCGCUUGCUAGAAGGAUACGGUUAUUCCAACAGCAGCCUCCGCCACAUGAUUUGAAACAAGCAGAUCCCGUGUUCAAGGGCAAUCAUAGUAGUCAUCAAGAAGCAAACACUGACCUAAAAAAAGGAUCUCCACAAACACCGCCAGCAGCACUUGUACAGCUCAGUGACUAUGAUUUUGACCGCGAGUUCGACAUCUCGAUCGUUCAGUGUCCUGAAUUUGAGCAAGUACUCAAUAGUGUUGAACAGGGGUGCGAAACCAAUGCCAUCAUCAUGCAUCCCCUGCAAACGGUCUUGCCAAACAAAUCAAGCUACCAUACACCGAGUCCAGGGAGACCGAGCUUUUCACUCGGUUUAACUCAGUUUGAAAAGACUCCAACCCCUUCCCCGUUACAUUCAAUUCAUCCAACCCUGAAAAAAAUAAAGUUGGGGGAGACUAAGGAGGAACAAAUUAGAACAUGGAUAGUUAGCUCGUCCUUGGACAAAGAUCAAGAUUUAGCUAAGUAUGAAGGACGGGACUACAUGGUAUUACAAAGGAAGGACUUCUGGACCUUGAAACCCCGCAGUUGGGUCAAUAGCUGCGUAAUUCAAUGGAUGUGCUACUCUUUAAACGACACCGACUCAUCUAGAUUCAAGCGAGAUUUCUAUUGCGUGUGUCCAGGCAUAUUGGUAAUUACAUUCUUCUCAUUACAAUUUGGAGAAGAUUUUAUCGGGAUUCUUACUAUGUUUGUGGGUUUGCAAGAAUCCGUCACACGAAAUGAUAGCCUUGCUUCAUUUAUUGACGGUGAGAGACCAAUUUAUGAUGGUCUUAGUCCAAGCUUUAGUGAGGAUACUAGGUUCUUUGACAAGGCAGUAGCAGCAAAGAGAAACUGGGUUGUCAUAUAA
This is a messenger RNA of Arachis ipaensis, 1101 nucleotides long. NCBI's taxonomy places the organism in Eukaryota, Viridiplantae, Streptophyta, Magnoliopsida, Fabales, Fabaceae. The record is from RefSeq and is a predicted model, not a curated record.